This is a messenger RNA of Corticium candelabrum, 4339 nucleotides long. RefSeq lists its product as uncharacterized. The transcript is spliced from 11 exons. The record is from RefSeq and is a predicted model, not a curated record. Gene Ontology annotation, molecular function: catalytic activity; protein binding; ADP binding. Gene Ontology annotation, biological process: signal transduction; nucleoside metabolic process. Lineage: Eukaryota; Metazoa; Porifera; Homoscleromorpha; Homosclerophorida; Plakinidae. The coding region runs from base 117 to 3551 and encodes 1144 amino acids.
GUGAUGCAAUCCGGUUGGUGAUUGUGCACUUUUGCAUUUCAAACGGAUCAAGUUGGUCGACGAGAGUCUACAGAGAUCUAGCUACGCCCUAGGGUUAUUGCAUCAUUGACAUUGGGAUGGCAAAACGAGAUCAUUUUGAUGUGCUGAUUGUUUGUCCUCGGGAGUCAGAGCUGCAGGCUGCACGUCACGUGUUUGAACACGAAACAAAGAACAAGUUUGAAGGAGCUCACACUGAUCUCCCUUACAACCUUCGUUUAUGUCGUGGAUGGAAUGAUUUGCCUUUGAAUGUUGCCAUGGUAGCUCAGGUGAGUUCGGGUCAUAUUGAGUCUACGAAGCUUGUUCCUGAACUGGCAAAACAUUUUACUGUUGGUUUGAUUGCAAUGACGGGCAUUUGUACUGGAGAAGAAGACAAGUACAGAGGAAUAGAAUAUGGGACAGUUGUGGUUGGCAACAGAACAACAACAGAAUGUGGAGGGUUAGAGAAGGAAGAUGGAACAGUUCAAUCUCGUGUUUGUUACAAGGAAUUGGACAAACGGCUUUCUCCAGCACUGAAUGAGCUUGUGGAAAUGAGAGAAAGUCACAAGUGGUCAUCAUAUGUUCCUGCUGUAGUAUAUCGUGCCAGUCCACGAUAUGUGAAGGAGCUGCUGUUAGAGUGUGUGUUAGAUAAUGAAGGUAUCAGUAAGAGAAAACUUCUUACAGCCGUGGAAUCCAAAAGUUUGGGUUUGACCAAACUUGACAUUGACGAGGUGCUAGACAAGAUGCAGAAGGAGCAUAAGCCAUUGGUAUAUGGCCCACAAGACAAGCAAUGGGAAUACAAGUCAACUAAUGCAGGACAGUUAUAUGCUAAUGUUCAAGUGGAAUUUCCAUGGCAAGACAAAACUUUUACUGUUGUAUUUGCAUCAAUAGGAUCAGUUUUCAUGGAAACUGAGAGACUUGACAUGACAAAAGUGAGACAACGAAUGGGAGAUCACAACAUCAAAGCUAUUGAUAAAGAAGCUCAUUCAUUUAUAGAACAAGCAACAGACAGUUUCAGUCCUGGUUUAGCUGUUGUGAUGAAGGGAAUAUCUGACUACGGAACUGAGAGCAGCAAACUGAUGUAUUAUGAAGCUUAUGCUGCUGCCACUCCAGCUGCAUUUCUGAGACAUUUCAUCACUGAAAAGAAGUCUGUGAUAAGUUCUGGGUCAUUGAAAGCUCAGCUGUUUGAUUUGUGUGACAUUGUGGGUGACAAGUGGCGUGAUUUGGCAGAUCGUCUCAACAUGAGCAGAUAUGAUGUUGAGAUGAUAGAACUGGAGGUUCAUACAAAGAAAGAACGAGCAUUUAUGAUGCUAUGCAAAUGGCAGUCGAUGGUAGGAGAGAAUGCAACUGUAGAGAAGGUAAAAGCUGAACUAAAAGAGAUUGAAGAGCAGAAGAAGGAGGAAGCCAUUGCAAGUAUAGUGUUUCCCAAUGAGCUAAUGGAUGAAAAGCAAUUUUGUGGUCGCAAGAAAGAGUUGACAAUUUUGUCCAACACAAUGUGGGGAGAAAAGGCUCCACACGUGUCUACGUCAUUGAAAUUCUGCUGUGUGGUGAUCAAAGGAAUGGGCGGAGUGGGGAAAUCAUCUUUAGCAGCGAAAUAUGCAUUUCAAUGUAAACAUCUGUAUAGUGAUGGAGUGCUGUGUUUCAAUGCAGAAUCAUGGGCAACACUGACAAACUCAGUCAUACACAAUCUCACAGUUUUGUCUUUAAGUUCUCCUUCUGUUUCACAUUCUCAAAGUCGAUUUGAUGAGUUAAAGAGCAAUCCAUUACAAGACAACAAUGCAGUGCUGCUCAACCACAUUUCCAAGCUUCCUAAGAUGUUGCUGGUGUAUGAUGGUGCAGAUGAUCUCUCUUUUCUGCCUAAAAUUCUUCCUCGUUCAACUGCUCGUGUCCAUGUAUUGAUCACAACUCGAUGUGAUGAUUGUUCUGUGUUACAGAAAUCAAUAAAUCAUGUCAUCUCUCUUGGUUGUUUGGAAGCGGAAGAUGCUGUGGCAGCCGUAGCCAUGUGGUCUGGUCGUCAACCGUCCAACAGUCAAGAAACAGCAGCAGCCACCAAAUUGUCAGUUGAACCUCCCAUAGAAAAGCUAGCAAUUGCUCUUGCUCAUGCAGGCACGUAUAUGCGAAAGGCACAUCUAAGUUAUGAGGAAUAUUACAAACUGUUGAAAAGAAAUGAAGUUGAACUUGAGGGUUUGGCAUUGGAUCUUGACAAACUGUUGCAUUACUUUAGAGCAAGUCGUCUACGUGAAGUGCUAAUGGAAGCUGAUGUAACUCAGCCUCCUGAUUUGAAACGGUUGAGUAACAGGAAUAUUGAUGAGUUGGAUAUAAGUAAACGUGACAAAAAUGUUGUAAAAAAUGUGAGAAAUUUUAUGAUGUCUUGUAGUCAUGCUCAUCUGACAUGGCAGAUGGACAUUGAGUUGGUUGCAAGAGAGAAUGCCAAAGCGUUGUCUCUACUUGAAUAUGCAUCAUUUCUGUCUUCAAGAGACAUUCCAGAGAAGCUCGUUCGUCCUCUUGUGUUUGGUGAAUGUGCCAAUUAUGAAUACAGUUUGUGUGUCUCGACUUUGUCUUCACACAAUUUAGUUGAAUGGCACGAGACAGCAGAAGGUUACACUUUGAAUAUUCAUCCAUUGGUGCAGUCAACAGUGAUGGAACGUGUCAAGCAGCAACCAGAUGAGAUGGAACGUAAAAUAACUGAUGUUUGUAAGAAUAUGCUGUCUCAUAUACCGGACUUAAAUUGUCUUCCAAGUGAUGUACGACUUCAACAUGCUUCUCACUCGUAUUCAUUGGCUAAGCAUGUAUUGCUAGCUGAUGUAGAAAUACCAGCUUGCUUGCAUUUGGUUAGGUGGACGUGUGGGACUUCUUUUCAGUUGCAGCCUCCUGACAUAUUGUACUAUUUGUGUGAAAAAUGGUACGACAAAGUGAUGCAGUUGCAAAGUUUUCCACAUGAGGUCCAACGCAAAUGGCUCAUAGAAGCAAGUAAUCAUUUGAGUAAGGCAUAUUUUCUAAAGUGGAAAUUUAAGGAAGAAUUAGAUUUGAGUCUGAAAACCAAGAAGAUGAUUGAUGAGUUAAAACCAGAUGAGAAGAAAGAAAUAUAUGAACUUCAUAAAGAAGUGUUGGGGAAUAUUUGUGAUGCCUAUCACACACUAAACAAAUUUGUAGAAGAAAAGUUUUAUCUGAAAGAGCUGAUGUUGCUGAUGAAAACUUCUGGAGAACAGUUUGGACGUGACUCUGCUUUAAUUGAAUGUGAAAUGGCAGAGAACUACUUUAAUAGUGGUAAACGAGACAAAGCAAUGAAAUUAUGCCAACAAGUGAUGGAAAAGUUAAAUGAUAUGGAGGAACAUGAUCAGUUCAAAGUGAUGUCAAGAUUAUCAAAAUGUUUUUUAUAUUCUGGAGAAUUUGAAAAAGCAGAUGAUUUAUUGGAUAGGUCAUGGAAAUUGCUUUCCAGAGUUGAUUAUGACAAUUUUCUUCGUGACCGUCUUGAUGGUGAGAUAUUUUGUAUAUUUGUAAUUCUCAUAAAUCAAUUUUUCACUGUUUGCUUGUAAAAUGGGAAGCAUCUAGUGCUUGUCAGUGACAGCAAUAUUAGUUAAAGAGUGUCAGUGUCAACUGUAUUGAGAUGUGCAGAAUCUUUCAUUAUGGUUUUGUUGUAUAUCACGUGACAUGUUGUAUUUGUGUGAAAUUAAAACUUAAAAAGCAUGCGUUUAUGAUAGAGAAAGUGUUAAUGGAGACUCAAAGCCAUGAUAGUUGACUUGAAUGACACUCUGUAUAUAUGAUUGCAAGGAUAUGUUAUAUUGUAUGUAGAAUGAAAGUGCAGAUAGACAGUAAAAUUAUGAUUUUGUUUUUGUUCAUGUCUUUAUGUAGUCGUGAUGCUCAAGUGUGAGUGUGAGAUUACAAGACCUAAUGGAUCAAAAGACAAGCUUACUGAAGCAUUGGAACUAGCAAAAUCAGCUUUGUCUAUUGCUCAGUCUUUCCUACCAUCAGAAGGAUUUAAGAUUUUCUAUUGUAUGUGAAUUGAUUGUUAAUAUGUUUUGUGUACUACUGAAGAUGUUUUCCGGUUUGUUUAUAAUUCUGGUUAUUGUAGGUAAAUGGCAAAUUGCUAGAUGUAACAGGAAAUUAGGAAACAUAGAAAUGUUCAUUGAACAACUGAAAGAGAUGAAGAAAGUUGAGGAGGCAAACAUGUUUGAUUCACAUUCCAGACUAUGUGCUGUAAACAAAGAAUUAGGAGACAUACAUGUGGUGAGAGAUGAUUUAUCUGAAGCUCUGACGUGUUACAAAGAAGCAUUAGAGCUGUACGAGCAGGAGGACUCUUCUUAUCAUGUGGACAUUGCUGAUA